ACGACGACGCGAGUGUCUUUGCGUCUUUGGUGCCACAGGAUGGAAAGUAAACCAUGAUGUAAACAGCUUAAAUGGAGUAAGCGUUUGAAAAUCUGCACAUGUGCAGUAGAAUCCAAUUGAUAAUAUGACGUCCAAUAUACUGGAAGAAAAUGAUUUGGAUUUUGAUGCCAGUGUUUCCUCAUUUAAUAGUGAUACUGAGAAAGUCGAUAGCUCAUUGAUAAGGAGAAUUUUAUCUGAAAUGAAAAGUGAAUUCAACAGAGGAAAUGACAAUGAUGAUGCUGCUUCCGAUACCGCUAGUGUGAGUAACUUGGACGUCAAAAAAGAAGGUCUUGAAUCAGCAAUGGCAGAUCCAUCGAGUGAAGUAGAUAACGAUCUUAGUGAAAAUACUGAUGAACAAGUCAUGGAAGAAUCUAAAAGAACACCUAUUAUCAUAAACAAGACCAUCUUUGAUACAGAAGAAGAAGGAGAUGAACAAAAACCUCGUUUAAUUUUGACUUUGAGAACAAGUGAAGAAGAUAGAGAACUUGGGAGACUGGGGAGGAGGAGCAAUGUCUGUCAUAGUACAAGUGACAGUUUGAAUGCCAGCUACUCCGAUGUGAGCGACACCUCUGAGGACAGGGGCACUAAGUGGGAGAGCAUCAGUCGUAGAUCACUGAGAAGUAGCUCAAGACUGACAGACAGAGAAAACGAGAGUUCAAAUAUGAAACGAUCAUCAAGACGCUUCUCCAAGGAACACUGCCGAGAGUCGGUUUUGCAGAGUGCAAUUGCUCGGAAAGAAAAAUCAUUCAGUUCUCUCGGUCAAACUGAAGAACGGACCACAAGAAGGGGGGCGAGAUCUCCCCGACAGAGUCCUGGAGACACAAGGGUAAACAGACCUCUUACAAGGUCAAAAUCUCCCAAAAUGGGUGGUGCGUAUGAUAUGGAAGGGCAAGGUGAGUUGUGUGAUACAAAUACAUUGAUGGCGAUAAAAACGGAAUCAGAUUUCAACUUAUCCUUAAUGAAAUCAGAGAAUGAAGAAAUGAGUGAAGAUUCAAACGACACCGGUAAUAAUAACAGCGCCAGCACAAAUAGCCAAAGUAGUGAACCCGCCGAUUUAAAACCAUCAAAGACUGAUAAGCUGUAUACUAAGACUGGUAAACGGCGAACUAAACAUUUUAAAGGUCUCAGAUACUCUCUCACUACUGGUGGAAGUGUUGCUCGCAAAAAAGCAUUGUUAGCAAAAAGAGGCAGAAAAAAGAACCAAGAAGGAAUGCACAGGCAAGAAAAUUAUAAUAGAGAAGAUAAUGUAAAAACAGAAGAAUCAAAUCAUAGUUUACUGCUGCAAUCUGAUACUGCUGAUGACAACAAUAUAACUGAGACCAAUUUUGUAGCAGAACCUGUUCAAGAUUCUGAAGAGUUAGUUCCUAAACAGGAUGUGGAUAGUACUUCUGAUCCACUUAUCAGUGAACCUGUAACGGAAGGAAAUGGUAACCCAGAGCUGCCAGAAGACAUUGAUCAUAAUGUCAUUGCUAAACGCAAGUAUCCAGAGGACAGUGAUGACGAAUCCAAAGAAGAAAAGCGCAUGUGUGUGGAUGCUCCGUCGCCAAGUCAAGGAGACGCAGAUGCUGAACCUGAUAAACCAGAGGCCACUGCCAUCUCAAUCGGGGUUGGCACUGCUGGAAUCUGCUUGUGUAACAAGAGGGACAACAUGUUCGCCAAGGCCAAUGGCUGGAGAACGGAACUCUACUGUCAGGCUGUAGACUCUCUGGACGGCCGACCCAUCGGUUGUUGUAAUACAGUGGACAAGGACAAUGCCCGUUUGUUGAGACCAAGUGCUCGUGUUCCAUUCCUUUUGUUGUGUGAUGUCCACUACAAACGUCUGCUGAGGCACAACUGCUGUCCUGGCUGCGGCAUAUUUUGUACACAGGGUACGUUCAUGCAGUGCUGGGCGUACCACCACUACCACAAGGACUGCCAGUUGGAGGAGGAAGGCAAGGAGGCUUGUCCACACUGUGGCAGUGAGGACGCUAGAGAAGUCAUCAUCGGCCUCGGCGCUCACAAGUAUCCUGUGUUCAUGCCUCAGCAGAAACCAAACAAGAACACGCCGAGCGCAAAGAUGACGUUUACGUACAGUUCGCAAGUGGAAGAAGAAGACAAGCAACUGACCCAGUUGGAGGAGGUUUUGUCGAAGAUCCCUCUAGUUCCGUCGUCAUCACUGGUGUUGCCCUCUGGUCUACAGAUCACCUCGCAGGGGCUGCCCACACUGGACAAGGACAAGUUAGAGACGUUGUUGCAUGCUGUGUGCGAUAUUGACAUUCUUAGCUUGCCCAGAUACACUUUAAGGAACAUGUAUCAAGCAGCAAAACAUGGAGAACCAGAGAAACUUAUUCAUAUUCUUGCGGCUGGACUGAACCCCAACCAUGUGUUCAGAGAGUGGGGCAUGGGCUCUGCACUACAUGCUGCGUGUGCUGGGGGUCAUCUGACCUGUGUGCAUCUGCUGAUACAAGCUGGGGCCAAUCUGGAUGUGGUAGACAGGGACCAGAACACUCCGUUGAUGCAAGCCUGUGCCAACAGUCACAACGACGUGGUCAAGUAUCUGGUCAAGGCAGGAGCCAGUGUCACCUUCAAGGGAGGAGAUGGUAUGACAGCACUUCACCUGGCAGCCAAGACAGGCAAUAUAGAGGCUUGUCACUACCUAAUCUCCAACCCCAACACUCCACGCAACUUUAUAGACUCUGUGGACGACGGUCGCUGGACCCCCCUGGUGUGGGCAGCCGAGCACAAGCACUACAAGGUCAUCAGGUUCCUGUUAGAGAAGCGAGCAGACCCGUUAGUGAGGGAUGCAGAACAGAACAUAGCGCUACACUGGGCAGCGUUGUCCGGCAGCAUAGACAUAGCUGAGGCGCUGCUCAACUACGGCUCGGAGGUCAACUCCACCAACGCCCACGCCGAUACUCCACUCCACAUAGCAGCACGUCAGAACGCGUACGACUGUGUGAUCCUACUGCUGGCCAGGGGUGCGCGCGUGGAUAUGCACAACAGGGCUGGCUUCGUGCCACUGGAGUGUGUGCCUGGCGCACCCAACGACACAUACAACGCUAUCAAACUCACGGUAGAGCUGCGCAACCUUACACUCAACGUGCAGAAGAGAGCGCAGAAGAUACUGACUAAUGACAUCACACGAGGUUAUGAGGCCAACCCUGUACAAUGUGUAAACGCUGUAGACGAUGAACCGGAGCCUAGGGACUUUGUUUAUGUCAUGGAGAACUGCUUCACCUCCAACAUCAGUGUGGAUCGAACCAUCACCUCACUGCAGUCGUGUAAAUGCAGAGACAUGUGCACCAGUGGAGGCUGUAUGUGUGGCAAGAUCAGCAUCAGAUGUUGGUACGAUGAUGAGGGGAAACUGCUGCCAGAGUUCAACUUUGCAGAUCCUCCCAUGCUGUUUGAGUGUAACCAGGCUUGCUCGUGCAACCGCCUGACUUGUCGCAACCGGGUGGUACAGCACGGCAUCACCGCGAGGUUCCAGCUGUUCCGCACCAAGGGCAACAAGGGGUGGGGCGUGCGCACACUCAGGCUCAUACCCAAGGGGGCGUACGUCUGCGAAUACAUUGGAGAGAUCAUAUCAGACUGUGAAGCUGAUACCAGAGAAGAUGACUCAUAUUUGUUUGAUCUGGAUAAUAGGGACGGAGAGACGUACUGUAUAGACGCUCGCAAGUACGGCAACAUUGCCAGGUUCAUCAACCACAGCUGUGAACCCAACUUGCUACCAGUCAGAGUGUUCAUUGACCAUCAGGACCUGCACUUCCCUCGUAUAGCCUUCUUUGCCAACCAGGACAUACAGGCUAAUGAUGAACUUGCAUUUGACUAUGGGGAGAAGUUUUGGAUAAUCAAGAGGAACAUGUUUACAUGCACUUGUGGUGCUGAGAAAUGCAAAUACUCGGAGACUACGAUUGAAAAGACGUUGGCCAACUACCACAAGAAACUUAAACAAGAGGAAAAGGAAAACUUAUAAUGACCCAGGCUAUAAUUGUUAGCCAAAUUUCUUAGUCACACUCUAGAGUUGCUCAUAUUUUAUGUUAGGCCUACCUCCCUUUGUUUCAACAGCGCAGACUAGUGAGACAUGUGGAAAAUCUCUAAACUGUAAUAUGUCUGACUUUUUUAGUUAAAAAAUCAUAUAUAACAACAGUUGGUUUUACACUCAAGGCUGGUAAUUACUGCAGUGGUUGUCGGAGGGGUAAAUUCGUACAUAUUUUCCUCACCAAGUAUAACGUUUGGUUUUGUUUUUGAAAUAUGUUUCAUCAAUCAAUAUUGCACAAGUGAAUAGCCUGUUUUAGAGCUGCAACGACAUAGUUAGUUUUUAUUUUACAAAAAUGCAACAUGAAGCUAGAAUUAAUAUCAAAGUUGUUUUAAACAAAGAUUUUAAAUUAUCUUAAGUAGAU
Molecule: messenger RNA, 4418 nt
Organism: Macrosteles quadrilineatus (aster leafhopper)
Lineage: Eukaryota; Metazoa; Arthropoda; Insecta; Hemiptera; Cicadellidae
Product: histone-lysine N-methyltransferase EHMT2-like
Exons: 20
Coding region: 125-3991 (1288 amino acids)
Cellular component (GO): nucleus
Molecular function (GO): zinc ion binding; protein-lysine N-methyltransferase activity; histone methyltransferase activity
Source: RefSeq, a predicted model, not a curated record